CCUCUUCCUAAACCACCUUUACUGCCCAUCAAGACCACACAUAUUCUACCCAUUAACUAUCAUAUAAUAAAGAACCUUACAUCAUUAGAGCCCUGCUAUAUAUCUCUUGUUAGCGUCUAAAAUGAAUUUUAAAUCAAGUAUGAUAAGAUGCAGCCGACAUUUGACAAGUCGGAACUAUAUGGCUCGCCGUGGCUGGCAACGCCCAUCUCAGCUGCGAUUUCGAACGCUGGCGACAGCAACUACUAAACCUCGUGCCCAAUUCACAAGUGACUGUGUCAAGUUUGAAUGGCCUGAAUCUAAUGAUAAAGUACAGCGGACUAACCUCCCCAACUUGUGGUUACGUGACAAUUGCCGAUGCAACAGCUGCGUCAACCAGGAUACCAUGCAGAGGAAUUUCAAUACUUUCGACGACAUCCCCAUUGACGUACAGCCAUCCCGUAUUACGGAAAUCCAAACCGGACUUGAAAUAGAGUGGUCGAGAGACCAUCAUAAAAGCUUUUACCCAUGGGACUUUCUUGAAUUCUACCUCUACAAUUCGGAGCGAGAUGAAGAGCCUAUCGAGAUCGAGUAUUUCGGGGCACAAGGACCGCAGGAUACACAAUCAGAUUGGCCACCGUCUUUAAAAUACGACGACUUCUCUACCGACGAAACCAAAUCAGUCGGACGUUUGACAGAUUUAAUCAGACGCAGGGGUUUCGCAUUUGUUACUGAAGUGCCAUUCGACACCGCUGAGCCAACUCAGAAACUUCUAGAGAAGAUCGCUUUCAUCAGACAGACACAUUACGGUGGCUUUUAUGAUUUCAUUCCAGAUCUUUCCCUCGCCGACACCGCCUAUACAAACCUAGCCCUCGGCGCUCACACCGAUACCACUUAUUUUACUGACCCUGCGGGACUACAAGCGUUCCAUCUGCUUUCCCAUCAUGAUCCUACCUCCAAGAACAAUCCAGAAAAAAGCCUUGGUGGGAAGUCCUUACUGGUCGAUGGAUUCCAUGCCGCGAAGAUCCUAAAGGAAGAGGACUCGAAGUCAUUUGCCAUAUUGACCGAAACCAACUUACCUUGGCAUGCUAGUGGCAACAAAGGCAUCACGAUAUCGCCAGACAAACCGUACCCAGUCCUGGAACUAAAACCAGGCACUGAUAAGAUGCACCGAGUAAGGUGGAACAACGACGAUCGUGGAGUUCUUCCCCUUGGUAAGACGAGUCUAACGCAAUGGUAUGAUGCAGCAAGGCAAUGGCACAGAAUAUUGAAAAGAGAGUCCCUCGAGUAUUGGUUCCAGCUCGAGCCGGGUAAAGUCUUGAUAUUUGACAAUUGGCGUGUAUUGCACGGCAGAAGCGCAUUUACUGGUGUGCGAAGAAUAUGCGGUGGAUAUAUCAAUCGGGAUGAUUUUAUCUCGAGAUGGAGAAAUACCAAUUACCCACGGGACGAGAUCCUAAAUCGAGUUAUAGGCUAACUAACAUCUCGGCCGCUACCGGCCUUGAUCGGCAUUACAUGUUCGGGUAUAAAUAUCCCUUGGCUGACAAGUUCGGUGUUUUGGGGAUAAUAAGAGUCCACCCAUCCAAUACAGGCCAACUUAGUAUCUUGACGGCUUUGGUUCAUCAUAGUUGACAAUUUAUCAACUUGAAAAUGUUGUACUACCAUAUGGAUUUUUCUUAUUCGCACGGUGACAAUAUUCUUCCGUUAUAUCUCCAACGGCGAGAAUCAAAUGGCAAUCGCCUCACUUUCCUUCUCUCUGCCUGAUGUCGUCGGCAGAAUCUUCUAGUGAUACUAAAUACUACACAAGAGAUGAAACCCAACAUACGCGCUUAUCUACCCUACUACUACCACUACUGCUACUGCCCCUCAAGGUGUUACCAUGUGUACAUGUAACUCAGCUUCAUUCAGGAUCUUGCAUU
Hypoxylon trugodes is the source of this 1892-nucleotide messenger RNA. RefSeq names its product Trimethyllysine dioxygenase. Gene Ontology annotation, molecular function: iron ion binding; trimethyllysine dioxygenase activity. NCBI's taxonomy places the organism in Eukaryota, Fungi, Ascomycota, Sordariomycetes, Xylariales, Hypoxylaceae. Gene Ontology annotation, cellular component: mitochondrion. The record is from RefSeq and is a predicted model, not a curated record. The transcript is spliced from 10 exons. The coding region runs from base 122 to 1450 and encodes 442 amino acids. Gene Ontology annotation, biological process: carnitine biosynthetic process.